ACAGGCGGAAGUAGCGACGUAAAGAAACGAGAGAAUUCGUUUUAGCGGAGUUUACUUGACAUAAAACACCAAAUGUAACGUAAGGCCGUUGAACCACACGUUGAGGAAAGAUAUGACUUAAUGUAUUUCAUACCUGAGGCCAGCAUUAGGGAGACGACUUCUCGUCCGUACGUCAUCCAGAUGAGGCAUGCUGGAAGUAUGCAGCCCAUGUAUAGAAGAGAUGCUGGAGUCUGGCACCAAACAAGAAGUCUUCUCUACAAGAAUCUGCUCAUCAAAUGGAGGACCAAGCAACAGAGUCUUCAGGAACUGAUCCUGCCUCUGCUACUGUUGGGUCUCCUGGUGCUCAUCAGCACCCUGAAUCCUCAUGUUUAUUAUGGAGGCAUCAGCACUAUGGAGCUGGAGCGUGAGGACCACUUCUUCAAGGGCCUGGGCUACACACCCAUCACUAACAUCACCAACCACAUCAUGGAAGAGGUGGCCCAGGAGAUGCACCUCCAGGAUCACCUGGAGAUGUUUGCCAGCGAAGAGGACCUGGAGAAUGCCAGUCUGUAUGAGCCUUCCAGCUACGUCGGUGUUGUGUUCACGGACAGCGCUGCCACGUCGUACAGGCUACGCUUCCCCUACAACCAGCUGCCCUUACCCAGCGAUUACACAGAAUCUAUUGCCAACUGUUUCACCAGCUCGGUGAACUGCAGAGCAGCUAAUUACUGGUACUCUGGCUUCAUCCGCCUCCAGUCUCUGAUCGAUGCAGCUAUCAUCCAGAUGCAGACGAAGCGUUCAGUGUGGAGCGAGAUGGACCUGAAGGUCGUAAUGAUGGGUCAGCCGGGCUCGGUGGAGGUGCAGAAAUUCCCCCACGCCCUCAUCUCCAUCUACCUGGUCCUGGCCUUCACGCCCUUCGUCACCUUCCUCAUCGUCAACGUGGCAGCGGAGAAGGAGCAUCGCCUCAAAGACACCAUGACCAUGAUGGGGCUCUACAACACGUCUUUCUGGUUGUCAUGGGGCCUCCUGUACGCUGCUCUGGUGACCACCAUGUCCGUCCUGAUGUCCAUCAUCGCCACGUACACGGCCCUGUUCCCCAACAGUGACUUCUUUGUCGUCUUCCUUCUCAUCUUCCUCUAUGGGAUAUCAUCGAUCUUUUUCUCCUUCAUGCUGACUCCAUUAUUUAAGAAGCCCAAGUUUGCCAGUACAGUGGGCUCCAUGCUGACGGUGGUGUUUGGCUGCCUGUCACUGUUCACCGUGCUGAUGAAGGACUUCCCGCAGCCGCUGGUCUGGCUUCUCUGUCUGCUCUCCCCCAGUGCCUUCUCAAUCGGGAUCGCACAGGUGGUUUACCUGGAGGCCCAGGGAGAUGGGGCUGUGUUUUCCUCCCUGGCCAACGGCCCUCAUCCUCUUUACGUGCCCCUGUUCAUGCUGGUUGUGGACUGUAUCCUCUACCUUCUGUUGGCUGUCUACCUGGACCAGGUACUGCCUGGGGAGUUUGGAAUGAGGAGGUCCUUGGUGUACUUCCUGAAGCCCUCCUAUUGGUCCAAACGCAGUAAGCGCUACGUUGAAGUGAGCUCAGGGUACGACGCAGAGGCGAACGGCGCUCCUGGUGGGGACGAGUCGGUCGAGCCUGUUUCGCCUGAGUUCAGAGGGAAAGAGGCCAUCCGCAUCAAUAACAUCCAGAAAGUGUACAAAGAGAAGGGCAACGUGGUGGAGGCUCUGAGAGGUUUGACGUUUGACAUCUAUGAGGACCAGAUCACAGCUCUGCUGGGACACAGCGGGGCAGGAAAGACCACCCUCAUGAACAUCCUGUGUGGCAUCUGCCCGCCCACUAAUGGCUCGGCCACCAUCUACCGCUCCCCCGUAGCAGAGAUCGCAGAUGGGUCCGAAAUGAAGCAGCUGGUGGGAAUUUGCCCCCAGUUCAACAUCAUCUUUGAUGUGCUCACUGUGGAGGAGCACCUCAGGAUAUUCGCAGCCAUCAAAGGGAUCCCUCCCUCGAACAUCGAUGAUGAGGUUACCAAAGUGCUGAAGGAUCUGGACUUGGAGAAGAUCAAGACUGCUCAGGCCAAGAAUCUGAGCGCAGGCCAAAAGAGGAAACUCUCCGUGGGCAUCGCCAUUCUCGGAGAUCCUAAGAUCCUGCUCUUGGACGAGCCCACAGCGGGCAUGGACCCCUGCUCCAGGCACCAGGUGUGGUCGCUGCUGCAGAACCGCCGAGCCGGCAGAGUCAUCGUCCUCAGCACACACUACAUGGACGAGGCGGACAUUCUUGCUGAUCGCAAAGCUGUGAUCUCUCAGGGACAGCUGAAGUGCGUCGGCUCUUCUCUGUAUCUCAAGACCAAGUGUGGUGUUGGGUAUCAUCUCAGAAUGUCUAUCAACGAGGGACGUGAAGCUGAAAAUAUCACGUCGCUGAUCAAGCAGCACGUUCCCAAGGCUACGUUGUCCCGCCAACACGAGGCAGAGUUGACAUUCACGCUGCCGUUUGAGAGCAUUGACACAUUUUCAGGCUUGUUCUCGGAGCUCGACGGUCAACCCGAACUGGGAAUUGCCAACUAUGGGGUUUCCAUGACAACACUGGAGGAUGUGUUUCUUCGUUUGGAGUCAGAGGCUGAAGUGGACCAAGCUGACUACAGUGUGUUUAAUCGGGAGCAGGCAGAGGAUGAAUGUGACAACGCCUCUCUGGACGACGCAGACCAGCGGCUGCUGACCUUCUCAGACGGCAAAUCAGACGUGGUGUCGGGUCACGCUCUGUGGCGGCAGCAGUUCAGCACCGUGGCCUGGCUGCACAUGCUCAACAUGCGCCGGGAGAGGAAGGCCUUCAUUUACACCCUGGCCUUGUUCUUGGUGUUUGUUGCUGCUGUGCUCGUCCUAUCUCUGGCCACAGGAAACAUCCAGAUACACUCCCCGGAGCGUCAGUUUCUGCCCGUUUACCUCCUCAAAAGGAACCAGUCGCCACGGAGAUACGCCACCAGCCUCCUGGUUCAGAACUCCACAGGCUCUGAUAUUUCUGACUUCAUCCACAACCUGGAGUCUCAGGACAUCAAAGUGGAUAUGAUGAAACACAGUGACUACAUGUCCGCAGCUCCCCACAGCGCCGCCAUCAACGUAACAGGAUCCAGCAAGGGUUUCAGAUAUAGUGUCGCGUUCAACAGCACCACUGUUCACUCCUUACCUAUGGCUGUCAAUAUACUAAGCAACGCUCUUCUAAAAGGUCUGAAUGGUACUAAACCGAUCAGAACCUGGACCAAACCAUUUGAUUAUCAAAUCCCGGAUGCCACGUCCUACGCUCUGGUUUACAUAGAGGCCAUCAUACUGGGAAUGCUUGCAGCUGGAAUGCCUGCGUAUUUCGCAAUGGACCACACUCGAGACAGAGAGAUCAAGUGUCGCUCUACACUGCGUAUCUCCGGUCUGGUGCCGUCAGCGUACUGGUGCGGCCAGGCCGCCGUGGACAUCCCCUUCUACUACCUCAUCCUCUGCUCCAUGACCACCGUCCUCUUCUCCUUCCACUCUGGAAACCUGCUCACGUCCAGCAACCUCACCGCUGUGGUCCUGUGUACUGUUGGCUUUGGUCCAGCCGUGAUCCUCUUCACUUACGUGUUUUCUUUUGGCUUCGCCCGAGUCCAGAGCAACAGAGAUUUCUUCUCUGUCAUCUCCAUGAUGGUGUGUGUGGUGUCAGCCUCGCUGGUUCAGUUGUCCUUUGUGAACGACAGCCCUGGGUUGACCAGGAACCUGCACAACGCCUUGUGUUUCUUCAACCCUCUUUACCCUCUCAUGGGCUGCCUCAACUGCAUCACCAGGGCGACCUUCCUCCCCUCUCUGUACGAGGAGAACUUCUUGUGGAAGAACCUGCUCAUUGCGGUUGUAGCUCCGUAUCUCCAGUGCAUCCUGCUGCUUUUCCUGCUCCGGUGGCUUGAGAUCCGUUACGGUGGGAGGACGAUGAAAAGCGAUCAGUUCUGCAGGAUCUCAUCCAAGUCAAAGCCCAAAGUGGAGAGAAAUCCAGAAGAGGCGCUGAACGAGGAUGAGGAUGUUCAGAUGGAGAAGGCCAGAGUGAAGGAGGCCCUCACCUGCCAGUCCUGCGAAGACGAGAAAAUUAAACCAGCGGUGGUUGUGAGUAACCUGAGGAAGCAGUACAAGGGCAGAAGAGAAGGUUUUUCUCUGAACAAGAGUAGGAAAGUGGCCACAAAGAACAUCUCUUUCUGUGUUCGCAAAGGUGAAGUUCUCGGACUGUUGGGCCCCAACGGAGCAGGAAAGAGCACCAUCAUGCACAUGUUGUCAGGCGACACGGACCCCACUGCAGGCCAGGUGCUGAUGGGGGACUAUAGCACCGAGUUUCGUCCCGUGGACAGUCCUCUGGAACAUGUGGGCUACUGUCCUCAGGUGAACCCUCUGUGGCCCCGGAUCACCCUCCAGGAGCACCUGGAGAUCUACGCAGCCAUCAAGGGCCUGAAAGGACAGGACGUACCGGGGAUCAUCAAACGUGUGGUGAACGCUCUGGAGCUAAAGGACCACUUGAACAAACAAGCCAAGACCCUGUCAGCCGGACUCAAGAGGAAGUUGUGCUUCGCCUUGAGUAUGAUCGGGAAUCCUCAGAUCGUUUUACUGGAUGAGCCGUCAUCAGGGAUGGACCCCAAGUCUAAACAGCGCAUGUGGAGAGCCAUACGUGCUGCGUUCAAGAACCGUCAGCGGGGAGCCGUCCUCACCACGCACUACAUGGAGGAGGCGGAGGCCGUGUGCGACCGCGUGGCGAUCGUGGUGUCCGGCCAGCUGAGAUGUAUCGGCUCCAUCCAACAUUUAAAAGGGAAAUACGGUCGAGGUUACAGCUUGGAGGUAAAACUCCGUGAGGAGCUGACGGGGCUCCAGCCGGUGGCGCUGCUGCACAAAGAGAUCCUCCGAAUCUUCCCUCACGCUACGCGGCAGGAGAGCUUUGCUACUCUGAUGGUUUACAAGAUCCCCAUGGAGGAUGUCAAAUCACUGGCCAAGUCUUUCUCUCAGUUAGAGAGAGCCAAGCAAAUGUUCAACUUUGAAGAGUACAACUUCUCCCAGUCGACCUUAGAGCAGGUGUUCAUGGAGUUCGCCAAGGAGCAGGAGAACGAGGAGGACGAGGUGGGCUCCCUCAGCACCACGUUCCAGUGGCAGCGUCUGCGCCAGGACGGCUCCGUCCCCGUCAACCCCACAGAGAGCAUCGUGCACCAGCUCUGAACCCCAGCGGAGACGGAGCAGGCUGGGCGGGGGGGGGGACCGACAGGGACAGAGCCACCUCCCCCGAAACCUGCCAGGCCUCGGCGCCUGAGGGGCUCAGGCCAGCACUCGCCCGCUCCACGCAGACCCACGCCCACCGCCCUUAAAUGAACGGGACAGACGUGUGUGGGGGCUCACAUACACCGGGGCUGACUGUGUGUGUGUGUGUGUGUGUGUGUGUGUGUGUGUGUGUGUGUUUGGGCUCAGAGCUGUUAUGGCCCCCCUUUCCCUCGGUCCGAGGUGUGCGUGUGUGUGUGACCCUCGUCAUCUGGUGCUCCGUGUUCUCUGAGUGGCACUGACCGAGGGGCCGGCAGUCUUUCUCGACGCGCUCAUGCGACACCUAUUCCUCUUUCUAACAGUGUUUUUUUUUUUUUUUUUUUUUUUCUUCACAGGGAGUCAGUAAAAAGAAAAGGAAAAAAAAAAGAAUAUAUAAAUAAUAUAUAAUAUUUAUGCUUUGUAACCCUUUCCCUCCGUCCUCCUCUGCGGGAGGCGUUUGCGUGUGUUCGCUCGUCUCUUCACGUGUUUUUGUCUGUCUGUCAUGUUUGUGAAGCUGUUGUUUUUUAACCAGAAACUGGGAUCCAUCCGCGAUCGUACCAAAGCAGCACAUCUCUGAACCACACCUCCUCAUACAUUAACCCUCCUGUUGUCCCCCAUUUUCAAAAAGUUUCUAUAUCAGAAAUUUGGGUUUUCUUUCAACCAAACUGUCAAUGAAAAUUAGAAAAACGCAGAUAAAAAAAAUCAAUAAAACGGCGGCCUAUAGCUCAUCUGGUAGAGCGUGCGCCCCAUGUAGGCUCAGUCCUUGCCAGCGGCCCGGCAUUGAAUCUGACCCGUGGCCCUUUGCUGCAUGUCAUCCCCCGUUUCCUGUAUCUCUUCAGUUGUUGUAAAUAAAGGAAAAAAUGUACGAAACGUCGUGAAAAGACAAGUCGGAAGACAACUCAAGGGUUAAAGUCCUUUUGGUUGUCUUUGGUGUCAGUAGCAUGUGCAUAAAUAGACUGAUGUUCUUUAAUAUUGAUGGUGUGGCAGUGGAAUGAGGCUCAUUUACUAAAACUAGAGCUGCAGAGAUGGAUCGUUUAGUUGUCAACUGUUAAAUUAAUCGCCAACUAUUUUGAUAAAAAUAAUAAAUCUCUGAUUCCAGCAUCUUAAACUUGAAUAUUGUUCUAGUUUCUUCUCUCCUCUGUGACAGUAAACUGAAUAUCUUUGACUUGUGGACAAAACAGGACAUUUGAGGAUGUCAUCUUGGGCUUUUGGGAAACACUGAUCCACAUUUCUCACCAUUUUCUGACAUUUAAGAGACCAAACUACUAAUCCAUUCAUCCAGGAAAUAAUCGACAGAUUAAAUCAUCAUUAGUUUUAGCCCUAGAUGGAACACUAGAAAAGAGACGCUACAGCUAGGGCUGGCUAUCGUUCAAAAAUAUUGGAUACCGGUACCGAUAGCAAUACCGUGACUUUGAUCCCGGUUCCUAAACACUACUUUUUUUCGAUACCAAUUU
This is a messenger RNA of Sander lucioperca (pikeperch), 6704 nucleotides long. RefSeq names its product ATP-binding cassette, sub-family A (ABC1), member 5 (gene abca5). Lineage: Eukaryota; Metazoa; Chordata; Actinopteri; Perciformes; Percidae. The transcript has 39 exons. Gene Ontology annotation, molecular function: ABC-type transporter activity; lipid carrier activity; ATP binding. Gene Ontology annotation, cellular component: intracellular membrane-bounded organelle; membrane. Gene Ontology annotation, biological process: lipid transport; transmembrane transport. The record is from RefSeq and is a predicted model, not a curated record. Bases 121 to 5175 code for a protein of 1684 amino acids.